CAGGUUUUGCUGAAAACAACAGCUGGAGAGAUCGAUAUCGAGUUGUGGUCAAAGGAAACUCCAAGAGCUUGCCGAAACUUUAUCCAGCUUUGUCUAGAAGGUUAUUAUGAUAAUACAAUCUUCCACAGAGUUGUACUUGACUUCAUUGUUCAGGGUGGAGAUCCAACAGGCACUGGCACUGGGGGAGAAUCCAUCUAUGGCAAACCAUUCAGGGAUGAAUUCCAUUCACGUCUGCGCUUUAAUCGGAGAGGUCUUGUUGCCAUGGCAAAUGCUGGACCUCAUGACAAUGGCAGCCAAUUUUUCUUUACACUUGGCCGUGCUGAUGAGCUUAAUAACAAACACACCAUAUUUGGGAAGGUUACUGGAGACACAAUAUACAAUCUACUAAGACUGACAGAAGUAGAAAUUGGUGAAGAAGAAAGGCCAGUUAAUCCACACAAGAUAAAGACGAGUGAGGUUUUAUUUAAUCCAUUUGAUGACAUUGUACCACGAGUAACAAAGAAGCUGAAAAAAGAAAAACAGAAGGAAGAGUCUAAGCAGGCAAAGGUGAAAGGAACCAAGAAUUUUAAAUUACUCUCUUUUGGAGAAGAAGCUGAGGAAGAAGAAGAGGUGGUGAGCAGAGUCAGUGAGACCAUGAAGGGAAAAAGUAAAAGUAGCCAUGAUCUCCUAAAAGAUGACCCACGACUAAGUUCUGUUCCAGCAGUUGAAAGGUAA
Molecule: messenger RNA, 714 nt
Organism: Staurois parvus
Lineage: Eukaryota; Metazoa; Chordata; Amphibia; Anura; Ranidae
Source: the annotation of a GenBank genome assembly